CUAUAUCAUUUAGAAUUAUUGUUUAAGCAAAAACCAAAUCAAAGCAAGGGCCAAGAUACUUUUUUUAUUGUCUGCUAAAAAUGAGCUAAAAUGGGGUAAUUGACACGUCUAAGAAAAACAAAAGAAUCCUGAAGAAGAAGAAUUAGAAGAGCCUUUUCCUGUCCCUUUCAAGUCAUGUGUUUGAGCAAGCUUCAGUAAUCAUGACUAACCUUCACAUCUUCACAUGAUAUAAGAAUAUGAAAAUCCUCUUCCCGGAAACAACACCCAAAAAGAAUAAAAUAAAUAAAAAUUUGUGCUCACCCCUUUGCCCCACACAAAGUAGACAUGGUUGCGUCUUUUACCUUAUGGAUAUAGCUUUCAACCAACAAAGUGAAACAACCCAACAGCAGCAGCAGCAACAACAACAAGAUAUACACUACCAGCAGCAUUACCACCUCAAGCUUUGUGUGCCAUUUGACAAGCUUAGAACUUUCAACAACCCAUUAUCUCUAUUGGGUUUUUGGGUCUCAAAAUCUGUGCGCAACUUAUAUAACAAAGCUCCUUUCUCACAUGGGUUUUGCUGCAAAAGGCUACAUUUUACUGGUAUGGUAAUAAACAACUCUGUUUUUGAGUUUCCUGAAAAAGAAAACGCUGCAAUGGAGGGUUUUAUUGAAAAGAAUAGUGAUGUUAUUGAAGGGAUAGAUGAAAGGUCUGGUGAAAGUGUUGAUGAAGUUCAGACCUUUGGGCAUUUGAUUGAAGUGAAAGGUAGAGAGAGUAGUUCAAGUUCUGAUUUUUUGACAUCCGAGACUACUGGGCAUGAAGAGCAGAGUCAUAGUAGCUCUGAGGAGGAGGAGUUAUCUUCUCUUCCUUCACUGGGUUGGCCUUUAAACAAAGAUGAAGAAGAAGUACAUGAUUGCGCAAGUACUAACGGUGUCUGUGAUGAUGGAAAGAAGCUACAUUUGGUCGAUAGGAAAUUAGAAAAGCAAGCCUCUUCAAUCUCAGAGAUUGAGAUGAUGAAGGAAAGGUUUUCAAAAUUGCUGCUUGGUGAAGAUAUGUCAGGUUGUGGAAAUGGGGUUUGCACAGCAUUAGCUAUUUCAAAUGCUAUUACUAAUCUAUGCGCUACCUUGUUUGGCCAACUAUGGAGGUUAGAGCCUUUACCUCCAGAGAAGAAAGCAAUGUGGCGAAGAGAGAUGGAAUGGUUUCUUUGUGUGAGUGACCACAUAGUGGAGUUAAUACCCUCUUGGCAGACAUUUCCAGAUGGAAGCAAGCUUGAGGUUAUGACUUGCAGACCGCGUUCAGAUCUUUACGUAAAUCUCCCAGCUCUGCGCAAAUUAGAUAAUAUGCUUCUUGAGAUAUUGGAUAGCUUUGACAAUACAGAGUUCUGGUAUGUUGACCAAGGGAUCUUAGCCUCAGAGGCUGAUGGGUCAUCAUCUUUCCGUAGGGCCCUUCAACGCCAAGAGGAAAAGUGGUGGCUACCUGUGCCUCGAGUUCCUCCUUGUGGCCUCCAUGAAAAUUCAAGAAAGGAAUUGCAGCAUAAACGUGAUUGCACAAAUCAGAUGCUAAAAGCUGCAAUGGCAAUCAACAGCAUUACUUUAGCUGAUAUGGAAGUCCCUGAAACAUACUUGGAAGGUCUUCCGAAGAAUGGAAAAGCCAGCUUAGGAGACCUCAUUUACCGAUACAUUUCAUCGGAUCAGUUUUUGCCAGAAUGUCUGCUUGAUUGCCUUGAUUUGUCCUCUGAACAUCAAGCUAUAGAACUUGCCAACAGAGUGGAGGCUGCAACCUAUGUGUGGCGCAAAAGAACCAACUCUAAACCUGCCAAUAACACAACCAGGUCUGGUUCAAGGUCGUCGUGGGAAUUGGUCAAGGAGCUGAUGACAGAUGCAGAUAAGAGGGAUCUGCUUGCAGAUCGAGCAGAGAGCCUUCUUCUUUGCUUGAAGCAGCGAUUCCCAGGUCUUCCACAGACAACCUUAGAUAUGAGCAAAAUUCAGUACAACAAGGAUGUUGGGAAGUCUAUUCUAGAGAGCUACUCAAGAGUUUUAGAGAGUUUGGCAUUCAAUAUCGUUGCACGGAUUGAUGAUCUGCUCUAUGUUGAUGAUUUGACCAAACAUUCAGAUCAAUUCUCAUCAAUCUCGAAAGUUAGUGUGAUUGCUCAUAAAAGUGUAACGAUUCCAUAUUCAGUGCCCGUCACAAGCACUCCAUAUAAAACAGCUUACACCACACCAAGCUUUUCUCCUGGGCAUCUAAUUAGCCCUGUAAAAGGAGACAGAUCUCCCAUCUCGACAAGCAACAAAAUGUCUCAGCAGCGUGGUUUAGGUGUAAAAAAGGUCUUGACAGAUUACCUCAGUAUCGAUGCCAAAGGCAAGGAUUGUCAUAAUCUAGGCAAAGAAACAGAUAACAAAAUCCAAAAAGAAUCAGUUGAAUCUUUUGAGUGCGCAAAACAAGCAGUAAUCUCUAUUGGGUCACCAGUGGGUGAUCUAGUUGUGGAGGAAUGAGCUUGGAGAACGAAUUUUCGUAAAUGUGAUUACAUAGGCUGGGUGACUUGCCACUUCUUGUGUUGUCAUCCCUCAUAGAACUAGGAACAUGUUUUUUUUAGAUCUUUGUUAGAAUGAGAUAUCUGUAAUGAUGAUGUGCGUCUGAGUAUUUCAUGUUCAUGUGAAACGCUAGGCCUUACUUGCA
Molecule: messenger RNA, 2655 nt
Organism: Ricinus communis (castor bean)
Lineage: Eukaryota; Viridiplantae; Streptophyta; Magnoliopsida; Malpighiales; Euphorbiaceae
Product: rop guanine nucleotide exchange factor 7
Exons: 7
Coding region: 237-2471 (744 amino acids)
Molecular function (GO): guanyl-nucleotide exchange factor activity
Source: RefSeq, a predicted model, not a curated record